Messenger RNA from Mugil cephalus (flathead mullet), 4211 nucleotides. Its product is annotated as testis-expressed protein 2-like. Gene Ontology annotation, molecular function: lipid binding. The coding region runs from base 877 to 3726 and encodes 949 amino acids. The record is from RefSeq and is a predicted model, not a curated record. The transcript is spliced from 12 exons. Gene Ontology annotation, cellular component: endoplasmic reticulum. NCBI's taxonomy places the organism in Eukaryota, Metazoa, Chordata, Actinopteri, Mugiliformes, Mugilidae.
UCCCACCAGUUCAAAGAAGCAAAUUCUGCCAUAGGGUUGAUGGAAGGGGGCCCUUUGGUGGAGUUGUGGACUAUUCCUGAUGCACUGUGGGGCCUCUGAGCUUAAAUGGUUUAUGGCUGUCGUUGCAAAACAUGCCAAAGGGCGGCCACCGGGGUCCCUCCAAACAGUUUGCGUAGUUUGCACGUUUGCGUUUAUGUCAGGUCGUGGGGAGGAGGGUGUGCGUCUCCCCGCUGCGUUCACGGCCAUGAGUGAAACAACAAGGAAAUCCCGAAAGCCACAGUCUCACUCACUGGGACACACGAUGGAAAUGAAGUAGAAGAGUGCGUUAUAUAAAAGGUAUAAAAUGUUCUGGCUUUUAAAACUGAAGCUUUUGAACACCGACCUGUGCCUGAUGUGGGUGUUCCGAGUCGUGCACUUACAUAAGUCUGCGUAAAGCCCACACGAAUGCAGCGUCGGAGCAGGGAGAGUUCAGUCCAGUCAGUGUUUUGACGCCGAGCGCGGAGCGCAGCGCCGAGGAGGAGCCGCUCCGCCAACUGUUGGCCUCGCGCAUCUAAUCUGGAUUAGAGUUUCGUCCAUUCUGCGUUCGGGUCUCCAGUAAUCACAUUACCCCCGCUGUGUAUUUCGACGCGAGCUUUUUCAAAUGGAAGGGCGAGUGGCGAUGUCAAACGCUCCCUGCGUAGCCGGCGCGUUAACCUCCAAACUGAAGAGCUAAUUAAAAUGCAAAGAGCGUGCUUUAAGGAUCCAGCAUGAAGAACAACAGAGUAUCCAUGAAGGAUUUUCCAAGUCUGUGUGCAAAUACAGAACUCGUGCUCCUUGUGGACUGCUGCUCCAUUUGCCUGACCUCUUUCUCAUCUUAGCUUCUGGUUCGCAGCCAUCAUGGAGGAGAGCAAGCUCAUCUUCAGUUUGGACGGCCAUGUCGAGGGUCCAUCUGUGGUCUUUUCUAAAGAUCGACCACAAACCAAAGAGAGUGGGUCUGACCUCGGUUUGGGGAUGAAUCUGGACCUAAGCCAUGGCUAUCGCUCCCAGCCUCCCUUCCUACCGCACUCCCCCUCUUCCCCAGGCUCUUUAGCUGACCUGUCAGCCUCAUCAGCAGGCCGUCUUGUCUCCAGUAGCCUUGUCAAAUCCUCGUCCACAGAGUUGGAGCCAAGAGAGGGUAGCUCACUAAAAGGCAAACCUCUCCUCAGUCUCGUCAAGUCCCUGAGCACGGAGAUCUCCCGCCGGGUUGAGCCAGAGGUCAAUCUCUCCAAGUCUGACUCCAAGCUGCAUUUGCAUCCCUGGAAGCAGAUUACACAUCCAAAGAUCCCAGAGUCUAGGCCUGAAGCAGGAGGAUUUAAUGAGAAUGAUGAUUGGGUUUUACCCCCAUCCAUUUCUUCCGCUGAACCUCGGGGCAGUACACUGAUUGCUGAGCUGGAAGACACACGGAGGAAGUUCUCGGAGGCAAUGCAGGAGCCACUGAGCAUGCUGAGUAAGAUCAUGGGGGAUGAAAGCUCUGGAAGUCCCAAGCAGGGCAGAGACUCACCAGCCUACCAAGGCAGCUGUGGAAGAGACGGGAGCAAUGAAGACUCAGAUGUUAAAUGCCGAAGGAGAACGGACGAUGAGCGCAGAGGUGUAUGUGACACUCCUCUCAGAAGAUUUCAAAAAGACUCAUUAACGAAACCAUCCGUCUCACCCGAACGGCACAUCCACAGCAGUGACAGCCAUCUUGAAAUCUGCACCUAUGGGGAUAUAAUUCAGGUGGUGGAGCUCCAGAACGGAUACAGAGGGGCACGUCAUAGAACUUUCCCCAAAGUCCCAGGUUCAUCGCUGCCUCUUCACUGGCUCCUCCCUGUUGGCCUUCUAGCUUAUGGGUUUUUUGUUCUGCCCCUGCCUCUCUACGUGGCCGGCCUGUCCAUGGGGAUUGCUUUUGGCUUUGUGCUGGGCUUGGUCGUAGUGUUCAUGUUUGCCCCAAGACGUUCAACAGUGAGGCGCAGCGAGGGCUCUCAUUGUAAAUCCAGUCCCAUGAACUUGGAUCUGCUGGACGGAAAGCUGACCGAUCUAGAAAUCCUAGAGGGUUGGAUGAAUGAGACCUAUGGCUACAACCCAGAGACUUUCCACCCCUCUCUCACACACUCUGUCUAUGCCACGCUGGAAGGAAGCCGACUGCGGCUGGCAUACCCACGUGCCAGCAUCCCCCGGUGGGCUUCUUUCAAUGAGACGCCUCACGAGGCUGUGUUUUUGUAUACACGCACUUACCAGUUGGCCAACUGUAAGGUAUCUUUGGUGCCUCCCGGUUUGGCACGUAAGAGGGUGUGGAACAAGAAGUACCCCAUCUGCAUCACUCUAGCCGAGGGGGAGGUAGGGGAUGAGAGCCUGGUCGAAGGGCAGGAUGAAGAAGAAAGGGCAGAGAACAUUGUGAUCCCAGACCAACAGUUUCCUGUCACCCUCUAUCUGUUUGGGCGCACUGGAAGAGAUAAGGAGGAAUGGUUCCAGCGCUUCCUGUCAGCUUCCAGGGCUGAAGCCCAGAGCAGUGUGAGCAGUGACGAGAACACAGAAUCACUGGGUUGUGGAGAGGCUAUGAAGGAAAGCACAGAGGAGCCGUCUGACUGUCCAAUGAAAACAAGAAUGCUCUUGGACUACAGCACCUACAUGACUCAACUGAUUGGCUCCCAAAGUAGCGAUCCCACCCCCACCUCCUGCCACGCUGACAAGGAAAGCCCCACAACUUGCAAGAAGGCUGAAGAGCAUGGUUCUGGAUGCCAGGUUGGAUCUGAAUCUCCAGGUAUUGAGACAGAGGAAAGCUAUCUGGAGGGUCAGCCCACCUGGGUGAACUCCCUUCUGGGCAGGAUCUUCUGGGACUUUCUGCAGGAGAAGUACUGGGCCGAUCAGGUGGCACACAAGAUCCAGAAAAAACUCAGCAAGAUCAAGUUGCCGUACUUCAUGAAUGAACUGACGCUGGCUGAUCUGGACAUGGGCACCUGCUUUCCCCAGGUCCUCAGCACAUCCAAACCUACACUGGACUCUAGAGGCUUGUGGCUGGAGCUGGAGAUGAUGUAUACAGGCUGCCUUCAGAUGACCCUGCAGACCAAGAUGAAUCUGUGUAAACUGGGUAAAGAGGAAGAGGACGAGGCUCACAGCAUUUCAGAGGCCGAGCAAGCAGGUUCCAAGCCAAGGCUGUGCGUACUGGCUGAUAGUGAUGAAGAGUCAUCCAGUGCAGGAUCAUCUGAUGAAGAGGACAUACCCCCAUCUGAGCCACAGGGGUCACUGGCAGAGAAGAGCACAGCAGUAGGAGCUGAAGGGCACACCGGAGGCAGCACAGGUAGGAAAAUACUGAGAUUUGUGGACAAGAUAGCAAAGUCGAAAUACUUCCAGAAGGCCACAGAGAACGAGUACAUCAGGAAGAAGAUAGCUGAGGUCUCCAACACGCCCCUGAUGCUCAGCGUUGAAGUCCUGGAGCUGUCUGGAACCCUGGCCAUCAACAUCCCUCCUCCCCCAACCGACAGGAUAUGGUAUAGUUUCAGGUCGCCUCCCAGGUUGGAUCUUCACGUGCGUCCUAUGCUCGGCGAGAGGGAGGUCACCUUCACCCACGUCACUGAAUGGAUCGAGAGAAAGCUGCAGUGCGAGUUUCAGAAAGUGUUUGUCAUGCCCAACAUGGAUGAUCUGUAUCUGCCCCUGAUGACAUCCGGCCUGGACAGUCCGCCUGCAUCCCACCAGUCCUCCAUGGAGUCUCACGAUUACCUCUCCGAGUAGUUCCCCUUGAUGUCACACAUGAGAUUACGCUGAUGUAAAAAUAUCAGCUGCACUGCUAUUCUAAUGAAUCUCAAAAGGAUUCUGCGGCUGCUGCAGCAGGGUACCUGAUUGGCGUCCAGCUUGCGUUUCUGCUUUGUAACUGGUGCGGGACAGAUUUUCUCUGAGGCCACACUGAGCUGACAUCAAAACUGUGAGAAUGGUGAUGCGGCGCCCCCUACUAGGCAGUUUAUAACAACAUUUCCGCUGAAAUGGAGGCAAGGCUUUUAAGAAGUCUGGAUGUCUUAAAUGCACAAAAGAGACACUCUUUGGGGAAAAAAAUGCUCUUUGAACAAACUAUCCAUCCAUUCAUUUUGUAAUCUGCAAGGUUGAAGAAAUCAGAAAUUGAACGAAAUGGAGAUGGGGAACUGAUGAGUACUGUGGUGCAUGUUAUUUCUGGGCAGUGUUCAUAUCCUAGUGGACAAUAAACACCUGUUUGAUGGUUUAAA